GCUGCUGAAACGUCACUCUUCUGAGUCCAGCAACGAAGCAACCAACAUGAUGAAGUGGCUUGUUGUUCUUUCAGCCCUCGUGGCUUUCUCCGAGUGCUUCCACAGGAUUCCCCUGAUCAAGGGAAAGACUGCCAGGCAAGCCCUGAAGGAGAAAGGAUUAUGGGAGAAGUACAGGAAGAUGUAUCCAUACAACCCACUGGCCAAGUUCAUCCAGACCGGAACCGAGUCCAUGACCAACGAUGCUGACUUAUCCUACUAUGGUGUGAUCUCCAUUGGUACCCCACCUCAGUCCUUCACCGUCAUCUUUGACAGUGGGUCCUCCAACCUGUGGGUCCCUUCAGUCUACUGCACCAGCGAGGCCUGCCAGAACCACAAAAAGUUCAACCCUCAGCUGUCCUCCACCUUUAAAUGGGGCGGCGAGUCUCUGUCCAUCCAGUACGGCACUGGCAGCAUGACUGGAUAUCUGGGCAGUGACACUGUUGAGGUGGGUGGCAUCUCUGUGGCCAGCCAGGUGUUUGGACUUAGCGAGACAGAGGCUACUUUCAUGGCUUCAAUGGCUGCUGAUGGCAUCCUGGGUCUGGCCUUUCAGUCCAUUGCCUCUGAUGAUGUUGUGCCAGUCUUCAUCAACAUGAUCAAGCAGGGACUGGUGGCCCACCCCUACUUCUCCGUCUACCUGAGCGGCGACAGUGAGGCUGGCAGCGAGGUGAUCUUCGGGGGUAUUGACAGCACCCACUACACUGGAGAAAUCACCUGGAUCCCUCUGUCCUCUGCCACCUAUUAUCAAAUCAACAUGGACAGUGUUACCAUCAAUGGACAGACUGUGGCCUGCUCUGGUGGCUGCCAGGCCAUCAUUGACACUGGCACCUCCUUGAUCGUUGGCCCAAGCACUGAAAUCGACAACAUAAAUUCCUGGGUUGGAGCCACAACAAAUGAAUAUGGAGAUGCUAUAGUGAACUGCCAGAACAUCCAGAACAUGCCUGAAGUCACCUUCACUCUCAAUGGACAUGCCUUCACUGUCCCUGCAUCUGCCUAUGUCUCUCAGAGCUCUUCUGGUUGCAGCACUGGCUUUGGCCAGGGUGGCACUCAACAGCUUUGGAUCCUGGGAGAUGUCUUCAUCAGGGAGUACUACACCGUCUUUAAUCCUCAUACUAAAUACGUUGGUCUGGCCAAGUCUGUGUAAUCAAAUAAGACACCUGAUGGAUAAUCUGUAAGUGUGUAUUUUCCUGUAGGGGCUUGUCUGAUUACAUGUGAGUGUGUUGUAGCUGACUUUGCAUUAAAUAAAAGAGCAAAAUAAAAAACA
Molecule: messenger RNA, 1300 nt
Organism: Scatophagus argus
Lineage: Eukaryota; Metazoa; Chordata; Actinopteri; Scatophagidae
Product: pepsin A-like
Exons: 9
Coding region: 47-1180 (377 amino acids)
Biological process (GO): proteolysis
Molecular function (GO): aspartic-type endopeptidase activity
Source: RefSeq, a predicted model, not a curated record